This is a messenger RNA of Symbiodinium natans, 318 nucleotides long. NCBI's taxonomy places the organism in Eukaryota, Dinophyceae, Suessiales, Symbiodiniaceae. The record is from the annotation of a GenBank genome assembly.
AUGGAUGAGGCGCAGAGUGCGAGCAGCUUCUACGGGAGCCUCUUCCCAAGAACGCGCCGGGGCCCUUCUCUACCACCGAUCUAUGCAGCGGCGGGCGGCCGAAGCGAAGCGGCCAAGACGGCAGAUGCCAGGCCUGCUGCUUUUGACGACCUGCUGACAGAAGUGGUUCAGAGUCCAGUCGUCGAGGCUUCGAUCGGCGGCCUCCUUCUCUCAGCUGCUGGACGUUUUGCAGGACACCCGCACCAUGAGCAUCAUGAUGUUGUGACAGGCUGCAUCGAUAAGCUGCAGCCUGGGUGCACGAAGACCGCGGCUGCCUAA